Phytophthora megakarya is the source of this 582-nucleotide messenger RNA. The record is from the annotation of a GenBank genome assembly. NCBI's taxonomy places the organism in Eukaryota, Oomycota, Peronosporomycetes, Peronosporales, Peronosporaceae.
AUGCUCUGCUGUUCCGACUCCGAUAUUGGAAUAUCUCGAUUAAGUGAGUUGGGUAAACAAGCUAUACCGUAUCUAUCUCACGAAGUCUGUACCGAAGGUAUCAGAGCUACUCCAAAGAUCGCCAAGAGCGAUCAGGACCUACCUUUCCCAUCGACUUUGAAGGGCGUUCAAUCGUUCUUAGGAAGCCUGAAUUACUACAACAAGUUUAUCGAGGAUUUACCUGUAAUCAAGAAAAUCGCGAAGGGUUCAGACCGAUAUGUUUUAGACUCAAGAGACGUCCUUUAUCGUUUGGCUGCGCCUACCCCGGAACGUCCUAGGGACAAGCGUUCUGAACUUCGCCUAGUUGUACCAGAAGCCUUACGACCCGACAUCCUACACCACGCUCUCGAGGAUUUCCAGAGUGGCCAUCAAGGCAUCACCAGGACAUAUGAGCGUCUGCGUUCAGAGUUUUCUGGACCGGGAUGUUCCAAGACGUUGACAUGUUUGUCACAGAAUGUACGGAUUGUGCGUCCGCUAAGGGGCGAUCACCGAAUCGAGUACCCUCACCCGGGAAUAUUGAACCGAUCGGUCCAUUCGAAGUAG